GAAGUUGUAUGAAAUGAAUAAAAAUAUUUUGAUUUACUCGAAAAGUCAAAACUCUUCGUCUACUGAUAAUGACUUAGCGUUUACUUCGCAAGACUUGAACGAUUUGGCCAUAAGAAUAGGCGCCGAUUUAGGUCUUCCCGACAUUAAUGACAUCCAUGUGGUGGACGAGUCCGUCAAUCACGACAUUCUGGCGAAUGUGGAUCAGAGUCAAGAGCACAUGAACCGCGAGGGAGACAUAGAUAUGGACACCAUUGUGAUCGAGACGAUCAAUGAGGUGGACAUGAGUGACGCCAUUGUCUUCGGCAAUGUGGGCAACGAUGUGACCAUCAGUUCCAGCAAUCCGUUCGACAGACAAAUCCCGACGCUAAGUGGUCCGUCGGGAGCCCCCAAAGCGGGGGGCAUAGGCCGGCGCCCCCGCACUGGAGGGCCCGCCAAGAUUCGCGCACCUCAUCCACAGACACAACUAAUCCAAUCGAUUUCCACAUCACAGCCCUCACAACAGAUCCGAUUCGCCAACACAUUCACAACACAGCCGCAGAUCAUACCGAUUAACGCGUUAAGUUUGGGACAACUGAACGCCUCGCAGGUGAUGACCACAUCAGUGGCUCAGCCGACCAAAGCUCAGACGACCACCAAAACCAAGAUUAUCAAAAAGGCGCCGAUAGUGUCGACAGACAUUCAAAGUAAUCAAACGCCGGACACGUCUACUCUGAAAGUGAUUUACACAUCACAGGGACAGCAGAUUGUGUUCUCGCCCUCAAAGCAGAGCACUUCGUUGAACUCCAACACAACGGUCGUCUCGUUGGGCGCCAACACCGGUGUCGCGCCGCCCGGCAAAGUGCUGCUCAGACCCGUGGGACAGGCGUUCUCGAAGGGUAUGGCCACUAUGAAUGCGGGUCAACAGCAACCACAACAAGUCAUUAUAUUGUCGCCACUGAAGGCCACGGGUGGGGUUGGCGUGUCGUCCAUAGCGGCAGCCAAUAAAAUACUACCCCUUAAGCCUCAGCCCAUAAUCGCCGCCAAAUCGCCGCAACGAGUGCUGGCGCCGGCACCCACUCAGCAAAAGAUAGCCAUCAGUAAGGCGUCGACUGACAUAAAGCCGGUGCAACUGAUCCGAGUGGUGCCCAUAUCGUCAGCGCAGACCUCGCAACAGAUGUCAUCCAUUUCAUCGAAUAAAUUCGUUCCGUUGAGACCAAUCGCCCCCAACACCAGUGUCCGAGCGAUCGCUCCCAUCCCUCAGUCUACACACAGAUUCCUGGUCCCGACCUCUACUGUCAAAGCCGGUGUUCCCUCUCUCACGACAGUGACGGCCACAUCGACUGUCUCGCAGACCACGUUUCUCACCACAUCCGGCGCAUCCAAUUCCGGACAACUCUUUAUGUUACAGAACCCAAUGAUGAAGAUAACGCCCACCACAACGUCCGUCUCGUCGCCCACAGCAAAGACCGUCUCAUUCGCCACCGCAACCGCUCAGAGGACUAACUUCGUGCCGAUCGCACCCUCGCCACUGACUGCCAGCUCCUCUGUCAACACCUUAAGCGCCGCUCAAAUCAGUUCACUAAAGAUACCGAACGGAAGUGCAAAACCAGUGGAAGACCCGAAUCAGCGAAAGCCAUGCAAUUGUACUAAAUCUCAAUGUCUGAAACUGUACUGCGAUUGCUUCGCGAACGGCGAGUUCUGCAGUUCAUGCAAUUGCAUCAGUUGUCACAACAGCUUAGACCACGAGGAGGACCGCCAGAAAGCCAUCCGUCAGUGUCUCGAACGAAAUCCGCACGCAUUUCACCCGAAGAUCGGCAAAGGCAGGGCCGGCGACACAGAGCGCCGACACACCAAAGGCUGCAAUUGUCGGCGAAGCGGUUGUCUCAAGAACUAUUCCAUCGGCAAAGGCAGGGCCGGCGACACAGAGCGCCGACACACCAAAGGCUGCAAUUGUCGGCGAAGCGGUUGUCUCAAGAACUAUUGCGAGUGCUAUGAGGCGAAGAUCCUGUGCUCGAGUCUCUGCAAGUGCUGCGGCUGUAAGAACUUUGAGGAGAGCUUUGAGCGCAAGACUCUCAUGCAUUUGGCCGAUGCGGCCGAAGUGCGAUCCGCUCAGCAGAACGUGGCCACGAAGAACAGGCUCUGGAGCUCCGACUUCAAGCCCAAGCUUCCCAUUCGUGUGGACGGCGAUCGACUCCCGUGUAGUUUCAUAACGCCUGAAGUGAUUGAGGCCACGUGUCAGUGCCUAUUGGCUCAGGCGGAACAGGGAGAGCGGGUUGGCAUCGAUUUGAAGCAAAUCGAGAAACUG
Molecule: messenger RNA, 2284 nt
Organism: Oppiella nova
Lineage: Eukaryota; Metazoa; Arthropoda; Arachnida; Sarcoptiformes; Oppiidae
Source: the annotation of a GenBank genome assembly